GCUUUAAGGGGAACUCUGCCCUCCAGGGGGCGGUGCCCAGAGGGGAGGGAGGCCAGAGGAGCCUUGUUGUUCAGAUUUCUCAGCUGCGUCUCCCCUGUGCACUUUCCCUCCCUCUGGGCCGGCGGACGUCGGAACCAGGGACAGACACCAGUUUCCAAGCUCUGCCUGGAAGAAGCCCGACCACUCCCAGCGCGAUAACCAGCACCAUGGCCAUGACUCUGGGUUACUGGGACAUCCGCGGGCUGGCUCACGCCAUCCGCCUGCUGCUGGAGUACACAGACUCCAGCUACGAGGAGAAGAGGUACCCGAUGGGGGACGCUCCCGACUUCGACAGAAGCCAGUGGCUGAAUGAGAAGUUCAAGCUGGGCCUGGACUUCCCCAAUCUGCCCUACUUGAUUGACGGGGCUCACAAGGUCACCCAGAGCAAUGCCAUCCUUCGCUACAUCGCUCGCAAGCACAACCUCUGUGGGGAGACGGAAGAGGAGAAGAUUCGCAUGGACAUUUUGGAGAACGAGAUCAUGGACAUCCGAAUGCACCAAGGCAGGAUAUGCUACAGUCCUGACUUUGAGAAACUGAAGCCUGAGUACCUGAAGGUGCUGCCUGAGAAGGUGAAGCUCUUCUCCCAGUUUCUGGGGAAGAGGGCCUGGUGGGCCGGGGACAAGCUCACCUACGUGGACUUCCUGGCGUACGACAUGCUGGAUGUCCUGCGCAGGUUCGAGCCCAAGUGCCUGGAUGCGUUCCCAAACCUGAAGGACUUCCUGGUUCGCUUUGAGGGCCUGAAGAAGAUCUCUGCCUACAUGAAGUCCAGCCGCUUCCUGCCGACCCCUCUGUACUCCAAGUUGGCCGCGUGGGGCAACAAGUAGGGCCUUCCUUGCAGCUCUGCGAACCGUCUGUCCCGGUGUGCAGUGAACUGGUUGUCUGAUCGGGUGUGGAGCUCCACAACGCAGACCUUCAGACCGCCGAUGGAGCUGCUCAGCCUCUGGGAUCCCGCCCUGCUGGCGGGAAAGGUGAUGCAAGUGCGACAUGAGUCACUUAAUAAAGUUUUAUUUUUCAAAAUGUA
Molecule: messenger RNA, 1060 nt
Organism: Phyllostomus hastatus (greater spear-nosed bat)
Lineage: Eukaryota; Metazoa; Chordata; Mammalia; Chiroptera; Phyllostomidae
Product: glutathione S-transferase Mu 1-like
Exons: 10
Coding region: 207-863 (218 amino acids)
Biological process (GO): glutathione metabolic process
Molecular function (GO): glutathione transferase activity
Source: RefSeq, a predicted model, not a curated record